AAUGGCCAAGCGGACUCUACUCGAGUACCGGUACUGUAGCACUCACAGGCACAGCAGUGCCUCGCCAGAACGGACCACGAUGUACUGAGCACCUUGCUAUAACAAAUGGGUUCUCUAGAAAUUCAACUCCACUAUGCAAAAAACCUCACUGCGAUGGAAAAUCACUGCUGGGUUCAAAUGAGUUGUUCUGACAUCAACCCCGUGUACCCAUACAAGAUCCCCCCGGUAUAGUAAAAGAAGGAAAGAAAGAACUGUAAAUAAGAAGUUAAUGAAGUAGAUUCGUAGAUGCUUUGGUAAUGCCACAAAAGUAUGCUGAAUGCAAUUGAGACCUCCAGGUUUCCCCCCCUUGAUAUGACACCCUUUUUGCCAUGAUAUCAACCUUUCAACCAAGACCCUCCCUCCUGGUCCAACAUGUCGACCAAAAUCUCAUGUGUGAUGGCCGUCACUCAGAGCCUGUUUGGCACGCUAGGAUUAGACCAGGAUUUGGACUUAAAGUCCGGACUUUAUAAACCGGCCGUACCAAAUCUGACAGUAUUUAAAUUAGGACUAAUGCCUUUCGCCCCCUCUGUGACUGUUUUUUUUAGAGAAAAUCAUGAUAUAAGAUCCUGACUUAAUCUUGGUACGAAGGUCUAGUCAAAGUCCUGGCCUACCAAACACGAUUAGACUGAAUGUCCAGACUCAGGAGACAGUCUGGAUUUUAAGUCCAAAUCCUGGCUUACCAAACAGGUAGACCGCACCCAAGUCCCCCCCCCCCCCCCUUCGAGGGACUCCAACCAACCAACCAAUCAACAGUUCACCAACCAUACCUUUGAACCUCCGGCACGAGUGAUAUUACAUGAUCACGCUUGGUAUGUCAACGGACGGACCGACAAAACGAAUGACCCUUACUACCUCAGCAUAUCAUACUCCGCCAGAUCGCGCACUCAGCCCCUGUUAGAAUGCAUACCCCGUCCAUUGGUAUGAUGCCCAUCAGAGCGUAGCUAUCGAUCUAUCGACAACUCCAAACCCCAAUUCCAGUCCCAGCUGCGUAGUCCAACCGCCACAUCGGAACGGACCAACAAACCUACCACUUAACAAGCGGGUAGACAGGAAGGUGUGUUGUAUAUGUUAGAAUUUAGCACCGGACUGAAAAUUAUGGGCGGAGCUCCGUGUACCACUGUUUGUAGCCAGACACAGAAAUAGAAUAGACUGGAACGCACUGAUCACUAUUCAAGCUGUUCGUUUCAUGUGAGUGAGAUCGGGUGUUUGGGGAUUUCCGGUUUCGAUUGAUUCGGCUUUUUGGGCCUUUAGCGGACGCUGGAUAUGCGUGCUGGGUGUGUGUGUUGAGCUGGGAUCGGGGGUGGCGCGGGGGGGGGAUGAGAAUGCCACUGAGAUUCAAAGGUAUCUAGGCAAAAUCAAGCACACCCGGGGCUCCAUGUAUAUAGAGACUCGUCCGCUGUGUGUAUUUUGCGGCCGCUUGCUUCGUGAGGCCCAGCAGAUUAAGGGGCCAAGUGGAGGAGACUGCGGGAAUUAGCGACCGUGAAAGGUGAUAGAAAUACUAAAGGUAGAUUUUCUGAGGUGAUUCAGGCGUUCUGGGAGCUCCAUCGUAGAUACACACGCAAGAGCGCUGUGCGACCACCUCGAGUGCAUCGAUUUACGAUAAACUCUCACUUCACCAGUUCCAGUAGACCUACCCCUGGUUGAACCACAGAACCGUCGCUCGAAUACAAAUAAAAUUCACUAACCAGCCCGGUAUCAAAAGCAAGCAAGCAUGAUCAUCACGAAAGAGCAACAUCAAUCCCCUCUUCCUCCGCCAUUCUCAAAAUCCACUUACGCACCGUAGCAUCUGGCGCCAAUUCUAUGGCAAGUUUAUCCUCCGAGUCCCUAGCGCUCGAGUCUGCGCCCAUCCUCAACAACUCCAACGCGACGUCACCGUUGCCCUCCGCAAUCGCAUGGUGCAGCGGGGUCAUCCCACUGUGGUCCUUUGGGCCCACCGACGAGCGGUUUUCCAGCAAGAGUUUCACCAUAGGGAGGGAGCCGGCGGCGGCAGCGCGGUGGAUGGGCUGUUGCCCGCGGGUAUCGGCCGUGCGCGUACUCGCUUUGUACGGUGGGGAGAGGAGCUUGCGGGCUGCUGAGAGGCGGGAUUUGGAGGCGCAGAAGUGGAGGGGUGUCUAUCAUAUGGGCAUGUCAGUCGCUGAAUUAGGUCGGGCCAGGCCAGGGGGAGAGAGGAAGGGAUAAAUUACUUGUCCGCCGUUAGCUGCGAUACCGAGUUGGAGCGAGGAGUUAGCUCAAGUUAGGUCAUCAGAGUCCUUAUACGAAUUAAGCCAAAAGCGACAUACUUUUGAGAUUAACAUCCGCCUCCCUUGACAGUAACAAGUCCACCAUCUGGUCCCCGUCCUCAACACUCACCGCGAUCAUGAGCGGCGACCACCCGGAUCCAUCCUGGGCAUCUACGUCAAACCCCUUCUGCUGCGUAAGGAGCUGCACGAUAGGAAGGCGAUUGUAUGAGCAAGCCCAAUGUAUAGGCAAACGAUCAUCGGAGUCCCGACGGUAUGCUAAUUUGGGGUUUGCCUCCAGCAGAGAUUCCACUUGAGAUACUUGUUUAUUCAGCUCCUCAUGUUAGUACGGGGUUGAUAGAGGACAAAGACAGCUUUUCUCCUCCCCAGGUCAGUUUUCUCCUUCUCCCUCCGGGUCAUGGACUGGAGUGAGGAGUAAGGGGGCGGGGAGUGGAGAGAUGUGCUUACAGCUGCCUUGUCUGCAAGCCUCGUGAAUAGCUUCUUUGUUCUCCUCUUCCAUGGUUUUCGGGGGCGAUAUCGUAGUGAGGAUCAAGAUAACGACAAGCUAUGAUAUGACAGGUGCGGGUAGAUUUCAACUUCCGUUGCUUGUGUGGAGAGUCCCGGCUUGGCGAUUCGGUGAGAUAUGGCGUCAUACGGUCACAGUCAGAGGCUCAGAGCAGAGCAAGGUACGAAAAUUACCCGGCUUUCUGUCCUUUUUUUUUUCCUUUUUUCCUCUUCCCGGCCAGGGGCAAAUGAAAAGAUCAGACCAAGAAAAUGUAACUACGCAUUUAUAUUUCCCGACUCGGUUAGUCCAGCGCAUCGAUUGCUUCAUUAGGCACAAGAAGAUUGGGCGGUGCACAGUGAGGAAGAGCUGCCUUGAAGGACUCCGACACGAUCAGGGCGUGUCCGAGCCUUCCAUUCCUUAACCAGUUCCUCUUUUCCCCCUCUUCGAGCUUUCGCUGUUGAGUGCACAGACAAGCUUUACUCCAUUUUACGCUUCAUUCCAAUCCCAAAGCUAGAGGCUAAGAACAGCAAAGACAGUAUGACUACCAACCACCUCUCGAAAGCUGCCCCGGUUACGAAGAAGUAUGCAGCUAUCUUGUUCGAUUUGGACGGUAAGCCCAGUCUGUAAGAGGAGGCGCCCAGGGUACGUUGUAAAGUUCGUGACUGAUUUGCCAUGUGAACACUAGGUACCCUGAUCGAUUCUACGCCUGCGGUUAUCGCACACUGGAAACAGUAAACACCUCCCCUCCCAGUAAAAAGUCAGACCACCAGACGAAGGAAGAAUUCUCAUUCCCGUGUAGGUUUGGAAGAGACCAUGGCAUCGACCCGGCUUUGAUCCUUGCCACAUCUCACGGACGGCGGACAAUCGACACCGUCAAACAGUGGAAACCAGAGCUUGCAAGCAUGGACUGUAAGAACCCCACGCCAGCAUGCCAAGGGGGCUAAGGGGGGGAUUGCGAUUAAUUGCAUGUCACAGAUGUCCGUGAGGUCGAAGGCCGGAUCCCGAAAGAGCAUGCAGCGGAUGCGAAGGAACUGCCCGGUGAGUAAGAAAAUGUUUUGUUAUCCAAUAGACCUGACGGGCAAAUUUUAAUAACACACCGAAUGCGCCUCCUCCCCCCGGGAGCUGCAUUUGGGGAAAUUCAGGUACCAGAACAUUAGUGUCGUCGCUUGAUAAGACGGGAGCAAAGUGGGCCAUCGUGACCUCGGGAACCUCUGCCCUUGCAGAACCGUGGGUCAAGGUAUGAUUUCUAUUCUUAAUUCUCGUAUCCCUCCAAGCCAUGAAGUCAUAACUGCCCGGAAAUUUCCCGGAGCUCAGUUCCAAGUGAAUCCCAAAGAGCCGAGCGUGACUUACCGGUCAGUUCUGGAACUGAAAAAGGGACAAGGAUGCGUCGCCUGGUUUCGCGGUCAUGAAAGACAUUUCAAGAUUGUGGUUGGCUGACAAAACGCUCGGACGUAUCCAGCUUAUGGGGCUCCCACGUCCAGAAGUUUUCGUGACAGCCGACAAAGUUGUCAAGGGAAAGCCAGAUCCGGAAGGUACACCCCCCCUACUCCCUCCUCGUUACGAUGCCGUAUUACCGUGCCAUGAUUAUUGUCACUCUCGAUUGCCGAAAUAUCAGUGCGCUGAACAAAGUUGUGAAGGCUAUCUCCUGGCCCGUGAGCAACUAGGUCUUUCCGAUGCCACAGAGUCUCUCGCAGACGUGCUCGUAGUAGAAGACGCACCCGCCGGGAUCCGUGCUGGGAAGGCAGCCGGCUGCGACGUCCUCGCGCUGCUCACCACACACUCACGUGAAGAGGUCGAGGCCGCGGGCGCAGACUUUGUAGCCGAGGAUUUGCAAAGCGUGGAGUGGCUGGGGAAGGAGGAGGAUGGGGUCUUGCUUUUGAUAAAUCCCACUCCCCCACCGACGGCCCUUGUGCUCUCAUUGGGGGUGAACCUGAUCAGCAAAGUGGUGCCCAGUUAGAUGGAAGGGGGGGGGGGGGACGUUUCCACAGUCCCCAACCGGGGGAGGGCACGGCGAAAAACCAGCUGGUGAUGAUCGGGGAUCAGUGGCAGGAUUAUUUUACUCUCUUUGUUACCCUGCCUUGAUGAAUUCAAGUCACACUCUUUCUUCUCUUUUUGCCUACCGGUAUGAUAGCAACUAAAUUAAUACUCCUAUUUGUUCGUC
Tuber aestivum (summer truffle) is the source of this 4921-nucleotide messenger RNA. NCBI's taxonomy places the organism in Eukaryota, Fungi, Ascomycota, Pezizomycetes, Pezizales, Tuberaceae. The record is from the annotation of a GenBank genome assembly.